GAACUAACAGGAUGAAACUUAAUUUAGUUAUCUUUAUAGGGAUCUGCAUUAUUUGUGGUAUUCGAUACAGCGAAGCUGGCUGCUGCCCAAAACCUAAACCUGUCGAGAUUACUGACGCAAAUAUUGCAGCUGUUGGAGAUUGUUUAAAAGGUUUAGUGAACACAUAUCGAAAUCAAGAUCGAAUAAAGAAGAUCAUUAUUGAAAGAGUUACAACUAUAAAAGAAAAAUUCAUAGUAACUGUUCAAACACGUGGUCUAUUCUCAGGCUUCCAGAAUAUAAUCAGAAACUUCUAUAAUGGGGCGGCAUCCAUAAUUCAUUUAUUACUACCUCGUAAUAAAGAUCUUUUCGAUGUAACCGCUAAUACGAUGAAGAGAAUUUUAAAAUACUGUAUCCGAAACAACCCAUCACUGCUGGAUGUCGCGCAAAAAAUCGUACUUGCUGGAACAUCUAUUGCAAGAAUAGCAUGUGACACUUUUAUAAAACAACUCCUACGUAAAUAAGUAUCUAGAUUGAAUCGAAAUACAUUCAUUUGUCUAGAAUACAGCAAAGUAAACAGUCACACUCAUUAUAUAUUUUGACAAUAAAUUAUUUGGAAGUA
Molecule: messenger RNA, 598 nt
Organism: Diabrotica virgifera virgifera (western corn rootworm)
Lineage: Eukaryota; Metazoa; Arthropoda; Insecta; Coleoptera; Chrysomelidae
Exons: 4
Coding region: 12-500 (162 amino acids)
Source: RefSeq, a predicted model, not a curated record